AUGGAGGUGGUCGAUAUUCCCUUCGACCGCACGACCGAGUGGCUGCUGGAGCGCCGGAUUGUCGGCGCCAGCUACACCAAGAGCUUGCGCACCGUGCACGCCCGCCUCGCCGCUGCGCUCGCCGCCGAGCGGCCGGCCGAGGCGCCGGCGGUCGCGCAGCUCGUGCCGCCGGGGACAGAGCGGGCGUCGCUCACGUACUUCGACGCCAAGGCGGUGAUGCAGGCGCUGCUCGACGCCGGGCUGGGCGAGAAGACGCUCUUCGGCGGGUACUCGAACGCGCACACGGCGCAGUGGGCGGACAUCGUCCGCCGCUUCGAGGCGGGCUCGAUCCACCUCGCCGACGCCGCCUCGGCGAUGGCGCAAGCCGUCGGGUACGAGCUGCCCGCGCUGAAGAAGGAGGCGGCGCGCGCCGAGAAGGAGCUGUCGGAGCUUGUGCGGCGGCAGGGCGAGUACGAGCGGCUGGCGGCGGCGGCCGAGGAGCGCUACGUCGCUGCGUGCGACAAGAAGGGCCUCGGCACCGACUGCUCCCGCGAGGAGAUCGGGCGGCGGCUGCGCGAGUCGCGCUCGCUGCUGCGCGCGACGCUCGGAUGCCCAGAUGCCGCAUGCACACCCGUGUUCUCCGACGAGCAGUUCGCGCGCGUCGCGGCGCUCUGCCAGAGCGAGGAGAUGGGUGGGGCGGUUGAGUACUACCUCGCGUACGCCGCCGCCAGGCUCGGCGCCGACGUCGGCGCCAAGGCGGCGCCACCCGACGUGACGGCGGACGGCGCGGACAGGGCUGGCAAGGCAGUCCGCCAGCCCGCGCCGUCGAGCGAGGGGCUUCCGCCGGCGCUUCAGCUCGACGGCGCGGAGAUCGAGGCGCGGCGCGACUGCGUGCGGCGCGCGCGUGCCGAACUCGAGGGCGAGCACACGCGCCAUUUGCUGCUGCUCGGUGAGCCGAAGUACCUCGAACGGCAGGAGGCGUCGCUGCGGCAGCAGCUCGACUCGGCGCGCAAGAUGGGCGCGCUUGCGGGCAGCCUCGCCACGCGGCAGGCGGAGCUGCGCCUUGAGCUCUCCGAGGCGCGCCCGCGGUAUGCGGCGGCGGUCGCGAAGGUCAAGAAGUUGCAGGCCGACUUCGAGGCGACGCUCUCGGAGCUGCACUUCGGAGGCAAGCGCGUCAAUUUGAUGGGCGCAAUCAAUGCGCUCUAGAAGCUGCACCGGCUGCUGCGCGCCAAGCGCUGUUCUCUUUUGUAGUAAAACGCAUCGCCCGCUAAAAA
Molecule: messenger RNA, 1253 nt
Organism: Emiliania huxleyi CCMP1516
Lineage: Eukaryota; Haptophyta; Isochrysidales; Noelaerhabdaceae
Exons: 5
Coding region: 1-1185 (394 amino acids)
Biological process (GO): regulation of cyclin-dependent protein serine/threonine kinase activity; regulation of mitotic cell cycle
Cellular component (GO): endomembrane system
Source: RefSeq, a predicted model, not a curated record